UAUGUUAUUAGUUUAGAGUUUAGAGUUUAGUCAGGUAUCAACAAAUUACAUCAGAUCACAACCAUGUUGCCCGCGAUUCACAGUGUUGUUGCUUUUUUAAUUGUAGCUGUAAUAAUUGUCAUUUUUCUGUUCCUUUUAUACACAUACAUGACAGCCAAGCCAUAUCCUAACCUAGGGCGUCAUGACAGUGAAAAAUUUUACUACGAUCCAAAGUCAAAAUCAAAAAGACUUUUCCCAGAUUAUGCAAGUUCACCAACCGUGGAACUUUCUGUUAUUGUGCCUGCUUACAAUGAAGAAAAACGACUUCCGAUUAUGAUGGAAGAGGCAAUGGGGUAUUUGGAGAAAAGGCAAGCUCAGGAUCCCACCUUUUCUUAUGAAGUUAUUAUUGUAGAUGAUGGUAGCUCUGACCAGACUUCAGCAGUUGGCUUAAAAAAUUCAGAGAAAUUUGGAGCUGAGAAGGUGAGAGUGUUGACACUUCAUCAUAACAGAGGAAAAGGUGGAGCUGUUAGACUUGGUGUGCUGUCCAGCAGAGGAAAACAAAUUUUAUUUGUUGAUGCGGAUGGUGCAAGUAAAUUUAGUGACCUUGACAAGCUAGAGCUAAGUAUGAACACUUUAAAAGAAACUGCAAAAGAAAAGGCUAAAGAGAAUAAGAAAGUGAGAAAACAGGGUAAGAUGGCCAUUGUCUGUGGUUCUAGGGCACAUCUAGAGAAAGAUUCCAUUGCUAAGAGAUCUUUGUUUCGUACAUUCCUUAUGUAUGGCUUCCAUUUUGUUGUCACAUUGUUGUGUGUGAGAGGGGUCAGGGACACCCAGUGUGGGUUUAAACUACUUUCCAGAGAAGCUGCCAUUUUCCUGUUUUCUAACAUGCACGUAGAAAGAUGGGCUUUUGAUGUAGAUCUGUUGUACCUAGCUCAGUACUUUGGUGUUGCUAUUUCUGAAGUGGCUAUAGAGUGGCAAGAAAUAGAAGGCACCAAGAUGGUACCAGUCUGGAGUUGGCUACAGAUGGGCAGGGAUAUAGUUUUAAUUAGAUUGAGAUAUUCUUUAGGUAUCUGGAAAACCAAAACCAAAUUUUAAAUUUGUUAAAAAAUCUGUUUCUUGUAAAAAAAAAAAUCUGUCUGGUUUUAUUGGGUGCAUUUUUAUUUGAUGUCUGAGUGUUUUAUUUUCAAAAUACUCUAUAUAUGUGUAAUCAUUAUAAAAAAAAAUACAAAUUAUUUUUGUUUUGAUAUUGUUUUCAACAACUCAUAGUUAUUUUUUUCAUUUGUUACUUUUAUAGUUUCUGUUAUUUGUAUAAUGAGAAUUAGUUAUUGUUACUGCAGCAGUUAGCAUUACAAUUAAUUUGAGAAUUCAUGUUUUUCUAUGAUAUUUGGAAAAUUAUAUAAUCAAAUUAGUAAAGAGGAUUUUAGUUGUUUUAGAAUUAAAUGUCAUUUAAAUCUCAUUAAAACUAAGGUAUGUAAAAAGUACAUUUUCAAUAUUUUCUAUUCUAACAACAAGAUGUUAUUGUCUUAUGAACAUAGCCUAUCUUUUUGUUAAAAGAAGUUGAUAAUAGUAUAGUUUUUUUUUUAAAUAAUUUUUACUUUGUAUAGUUUUAUUUUUUAUUUUAUAAAAUUAUUAUGUUCAUGUAUUUAUUUUACUCAAAACUGCCUUAAUUUGUUGAAUUAAGCUGCUUAUUAAAAACAAAUAUGUAAGUCUUUGAAAAUCAAAUUAUAUGAUAUACAAUGUUGUUAAAUGUAUAAUGAUAUGAACAAUUUCUUAAAUAAAACAUUUACAAUCAAUUCCUUUAUGUAAAGGUUAUAAAAGUAUUUAUGUAACAGGAUGUUAUAAUUUUUUGAAAGUUCUGAAACAAUAAAGCUGGUAGCAAAUUAUACUUAAGUGAAUUUGAUAAUGUAUUUCUUUUAAAAGUAGAUUUACAAAAUGUUUGGUAAAAAUAAUAAUUCAUCUGUUUUCCUUAAAAUGUUGAGGCUCUGUUUAUUGUGCAGUUUAUCAGAAAUGUGUUGAAUCUAAAACUUGGAGUGUGCUCCCUUUUCCAGCAUUACAUUUUGAAAUUUCCUUUUUAUGUUGUUCUACUUAAACUUAAACCUAUUUUGUCCAAGUUUUCCUCUUAAGUCUUGUUAAAUACAUGUUUAAUGUGAGAUUUUUUACAAAAAAAAGCUUACAGUCACAGUCUACAUUCGUCUUACAAUACAAGAGUAUUGACAUCCAUA
Molecule: messenger RNA, 2198 nt
Organism: Physella acuta
Lineage: Eukaryota; Metazoa; Mollusca; Gastropoda; Physidae
Product: dolichyl-phosphate beta-glucosyltransferase-like
Biological process (GO): protein N-linked glycosylation
Cellular component (GO): endoplasmic reticulum membrane
Source: RefSeq, a predicted model, not a curated record